This is a messenger RNA of Ectocarpus sp. CCAP 1310/34, 1516 nucleotides long. The record is from the annotation of a GenBank genome assembly. Lineage: Eukaryota; Phaeophyceae; Ectocarpales; Ectocarpaceae.
AUGGAGAUGUCCGGACAAAACCUCUUCGACGCGCUUGACACUGCGCUGGUGCCCAAGGCGGCGAAGGCCGCGCUGUUGGGCCUAUUGCUGCAGCUCAUCAGCCCCGACGUGGAACUAACUGGCCUGAUGUCCCGCAUCAUGUGGCGCUUUACCAAGGCGCACCAAGCUUCCACCCGCAAGGCCCUCAGCUUGGGGUACCUCUUGGGACCGGAGAGACUGAAGGAAGACUUCCUUGGACAGGUGACGAAAUUGUUGCGUGCACUCCUACUCGUCUGUAGACCUAGCGCCCGUUUAUUUGUUAACGCGACGCAGGCUGGUAGCAUGUGCCUGCAACCCGAACAGGUCAUCGUAUUCCAGGACUAGAGCCCACAUUAUAUGCCUCCGGUAGCGCGGGCGAGCGGUAGCAAGUUGAAGGACUUCCCAUUUUUUUUGUGGGCUCUGGUUUCGUCUUUCCCCUCGUCCUCUUGAUGACAACCUUGUUUUGUCUUCCCCCUCAUCCUCUUGAUGACCCUCAAUUGCACAUCAGGUUGUCACUCCCGCAUUGCUGCACGCAGCUAACGACAUCGCGGCCCUUCCGGUCAACGAGAUCGGCACCCANCCCUCGUCCUCUUGAUGACACCCUUCUUUUGUCUUCCCCCUCAUCCUCUGUCAUCAAUUGCACAUCAGGUUGUCACUCCCGCAUUGCUGCACGCAGCUAACGACAUCGCGGCCCUUCCGGUCAACGAGAUCGGCACCCACGAGACAAUUGUCUGCAAGGUCACUCGGAAGUCGAGAGCCUGGAUCAAGCUAUCUGCCGGCGGCUUUGGUUCCGCCAACGCCCGGGCCUUCCGAGAGAGGUGCCCAUGGAGAGUGCGUUUCGAAUAGCAUCGGUGCAUCCAUCUUGUCAUGAAACCUCCACCAUUUGCGGGAGGUGUUGGCGUGGGCCGGCUGUGAGCUACGAAUCCGUGUUUCAUAAACCUUACCACUGGUACACGUUAAAACCUACCGAUACCCAAGGCAACAGCUACUGCUGCUGCUAUUCUGCAAGAGUAAUAACAAGUGAGUUCUUCUCCACGGGUCAACCAGACUUCAUCACGCGUGUAUACCACCACAAUUGGAUGGAUAAUUACAUUAGUGUGAUGGGAGUGGUGCACGUGGGUAGCUGUCGUCGCUGCAUCGAGAUUGGUAUGGCUCGAGCCUCGCGUCUUGAUAUUUCCGUAUCUCAUGCAUGGUCCAUCGAAGGAAAAGUCUUCGGGGCAGUUUUUCCCGAUGUUGUAGUUUCUCACACAGUACCUCAAUUUUUUUUGGUUUUCAGUUUAUUCCAUCUCAAGAGAAUAUUCAUCGUGGCAGUGUUUAUUGGGUUUGAGUUACUCAGAGUCCUUCGAUUUUUUUUGUUUUAAUUUAUUCCAUCAAGAGAAAAUUCAUCGCGGUGGUAAGUUAGUUAGAAGUCCUUCAACUUUCUUUUUAUAAUUUAUUCCAUCGAGAGAAAAUUCAUCGUGGCAGUUUUUCUUGGGUGGUAAGUUACUCAAAGAGUCCU